AAAAUCUUAUGUUCGAAUCUUGAUAACCCUCAUUGAUAAACACCUUAUGUCUGAUGCAUGUGCAAACUUCAACCCUACCUACAAAUUAACGAUAAAAAUUUUCCUAUCUACGAGGAAAUAUAUGAUAUGAUAUUGUAAUGCCAAAAGAGUCCCCAGGUUCAAAACUCGUGCAAAUUUCUGGACGUACAUUCAAAUCCAACACAGUGUUUCGAAUUACAAGGCAUGCAGAUCCCAUCGUCACUUAGCCGCCGCAGUUUUAAAAACUGUACAAUCCUGUAAUAUCUAUCUGUACCUUCUCAGUUUCUCAUCUCUUUUCACAAACUACAAUUCCGUACGUUGAAUCCCACAAAUUAAGUUACGUUUUAGUAACAAGAUAUUUGAGGAGCACGACUUCUAGAAAUGCCACAGAAAAAGACGUUAGAGCCCAUUUAUCCCAAACCAACGUAAUACGUAUUUUCUUCAAUUCACUCUUUUUUCCAUGUCAAAUUGGUGCCAAUCGAAAAGUGUGAUAUGAUAGAUAAAAAAAAAUACAUAAAUUUAAACAGAAAAAUAGGAAAAUACAUCAGAAAUUUUACGAAGCAAACUAUAAUCGUCAUAAAGGAUGAUAAAGUAAUAAAAAAUUAUAAUAGUGAAAUAUUUUUUUUUAACAAGUAACAUGCUAUUUUGCUUUCAACACCAAGGGACAAGUCAAAGUAAGGUGGACGGCGGUAGGCAAAGAAUAAUAGAAGGUAGGGGCGGAUGAAGGAGUUGUAGUCACUAUAAUACUCUUAUAUGAAACUUGUGGUCUGCUUUAAUCAAUUUGUGGUAUGCUCUAUAGAGUUUCUGGUAUGCUUCAGGGAUCUUUUAAUCUGCUUUGAGUAAUCUGGUUUGUUUUAUAAAUUUUACGGUAUGCUGAUGUUUUGGUAUGCUUUAAAAGUUUCUGGUAUACUUUAUGUUAUUUGUAGUGGAUUUGUUGUGUUUAUGCUUUAUAGUCUAUGUUUUAUGGUCUGUUUCAUGAUAUUUGUAGUAAGGACGAAACACAAAAUAAAAGAGAUAAACAUCCGGCAUGGCCCCAAUCCAGCCCACUCCCAGUUCAAGAUGGAAAGCAAGCCACCUCUAGCCGAAUAUGGGCCGAGAUAAAAAAGCCCACAUUCACCUUCUCAUUUCGGCCUACCAACGAAACGACGCAGUUUGGCCUAUCUUCCACUGAACACAAGAACCAGGUCAACCAUUCGGACUAUCGAUUCCACUGACGGGAGAAAGCUCCAAAAUCUAAAACCCUCGUUCUUGGGGUUCCGAAUUCCAAUCUCUUCCACUUCUCACCCGCAUUUCACCGGCGAGGGAAGAGAAGCCCAGCUCCGCCGCCGGCUCCCAUUUCGAUCUCUCUCUCUCUCGCCGCCAUGGAGGAACGCAGCUACCAGCGCAAACCCGUGGUGAAGAUCCGCGAGAUGAAGGACGACUACAUGAAGUUCGAGCUCCGCAACACCGACGCCUCGGUGGCCAACGCCCUCCGCCGCGUGAUGAUCGCCGAGGUCCCCACCGUCGCCAUCGAUCUCGUCGAGAUCGAGGUCAACUCCUCCGUCCUCAACGACGAGUUCAUCGCCCACAGGUUGGGGCUCAUCCCGCUCACCAGCGAGCGGGCCAUGAGCAUGCGAUUCUCCCGCGACUGCGACGCCUGCGACGGCGACGGCCAGUGCGAGUACUGCUCCGUCGAGUUCCACCUGCGGGCCAAGUGCGUGGUGGACCAGACCCUGGAUGUCACCAGCAAGGACUUGCUGAGCUCUGAUCACACCGUGGUUCCCGUCGACUUCAAUGAAAUUGCCGGCGAUGAGACCUCUGAGCAGAAGGGGGUUAUGAUUGUGAAACUGCGCCGUGGACAAGAGCUAAGACUCCGGGCAAUAGCUAGGAAAGGUAUUGGGAAAGAUCAUGCGAAGUGGUCUCCAGCAGCCACCGUGACUUUCAUGUAUGAACCAGAGAUCAAUAUCAAUGAAGAUAUGAUGGCAAGAUUGUCACUUGAAGAUAAGCAGAGUAUAGUGGAGAGCAGCCCUACCAAGGUUUUCGACAUCGAUCCUACUACCCAACAGGUUGUGGUUGUGGAUGCUGAAGCAUAUACUUACGAUGAUGAAGUCAUCAAGAAACUGGAAUCAAUGGGGAAGACAGGGCUUAUUGACAUUAAAGCCAAGGAGGACAGCUUCAUAUUCACGGUUGAGACCACCGGUGCUGUUAAAGCUUCUCAGUUGGUGCUUAAUGCGAUAGAGAUACUCAAACAAAAGCUGGAUGCAGUUCGUUUGUCUGAUGAUACAGUUGAAGCUGACGAUCAGUUUGGUGAACUUGGUGCUCAUAUGCGUGGAGGAUAGAUCGAUAGAUAGAUAGAUAGAUCGUCUCCAGCUGGUAAACCCUGUCUUAAUGGGCAUUUAGGAGCACCCCUGAACCUGAACAAUCUCUUAAUCGUCUUCCUUUUUGUCUGCUCACUGUCUGAAUGUUCAUGGUGUAUUUCUGUUCACCUCAUUGCAGCCUCAGAAGUAGACACCGCAGGUAACUCUUCACUUAAACAAUGGAACCCUUAUUAACCCUAAACCUUGAACUACCCCAUCUGGUUUGCUUUGAUUGUUCUCUUCACGCUGUUGAAGUUCUCUAUGCUUCGCCUUGAACUUCUUUCUGAUUGCCAGCUUGAGUUCUGAAACUUGAAUUCGAAUCCUACUAAUGAGCUCACCAUAUUCGAGCGCGUAGAACGACCUUGCUCGGCUGAAUGUAGCAUGGCAUUCAACCAUCGCAAUCUCGUUGGCAUCUCGGUAUGUCUUCUUCCUCUUGUCAUGGACGACAGUGGCGAUGUUGAUAUCGACAGACAGCCGAGCUGACAACGACGCAAAUGCAUACAAAGUCAGUUAGCCCAUCUCGUUCCCUAUGAUUUGAUGAUAUCAUGUGUAAUAUCGCAAACCAAAAUGCAGGCAGGCAGGCACAGGUUCACUCCUUCACGGGUUCAAUUAGCUCAAACAUAGGCCACAUUUUCUCCAUCCUUUCAUUUUCUGGAAGCCAAAACAAAAAUGAAAGCGUGAGUGGACCUAGCUGAUCUCCUGCAUACUAUCUGAAAUGCAGAGUUCUCUUCCACAUAGAGAAGAAGAAAUUUGGAUCGAAAUCAGGAGACCGUGCCCGCGCGCGCCAAAACUCUGCAAGUCGCCAUCGACCAAUUCCUGCGGUCACGUUCAUAUAUUUUGCCGUUGAGAUAAAGGGAGGGAGACGACAUGUUGGGCCUGAAAUUUUGACGCAAAUUGUUUGGAGGCGACUCUCUCUCCUGAUUGCUUUGCUGUAUUUGGUUGUAGCAAAAAAUGUUGUAUAGCAUAGGACGAGGAAGAAGAUGAAUCUCGUGCAGAUGUGACGUUAAUCAUCUAUAUGAGUAAUCGCUUCUUGUUGUAAGAGGAUCUUCCGCUCGUGAGUCACGAGUAACUAUCCGUUCCUUUUGUAACCAGGCGAUAAUCACGAUAAGUACUGAUUACAAUAUUUACGCAAUGGACCAUUUCGAUGGAAAAGGUUCAUAAAUGAGGCAAUUGGGUCAAUAUUGUCUCCUUUUGCAAAAUUAGUUGGUUUGUAGGAAGAUGAGUUAUUCUUGCCAUUGAGGAGAAUUAGUCGCUUACUUUCAUAAGAGAAUCUUUCAUUAGUGAGUUACGAGUAACUAUUCAUCCAUCUUACAAGCACCAUCCAGGGUAUAAUCACGAUAAGUGCAUGAAUAUUAGUACUAACCCAUACAAGCACUUGACUGCUAAAAGGUUGUUUCGAUAGAACAAUUAAGAGAUGAGACAAUUGAUCAGCAAAUUGACUCGUUUAACAAAAUGAGUAAUUUGUAAUGAGUCAACAAAAAUUACCUUCCUCCCGAGACAAUUAUAAUUGUGUCACAACAUAGCAGUUCGAAAAUUUCUCAUGCUCAAGUGUUCCGAUUGAUUUGUGUAUAUCCAGACAAUACAAUCGGACCCAAUUGUAUCAUCGAAUUGCUCCAUUCAAACGACCCGUAUCAGAUUUUUCACAGCUGUUGUUGAGGGCCAAGAAUCAAUGGAUAGUCACUCUCUCACAAUGCAUGAACUAGGUAGAGGGUUCAUUAUGAUCCAACAAAAUAUAUUUUUUAAAGAUCU
Messenger RNA from Linum trigynum, 4103 nucleotides. The record is from the annotation of a GenBank genome assembly. Lineage: Eukaryota; Viridiplantae; Streptophyta; Magnoliopsida; Malpighiales; Linaceae.